Messenger RNA from Hyalella azteca, 1445 nucleotides. RefSeq names its product short-chain dehydrogenase/reductase family 9C member 7. The coding region runs from base 370 to 957 and encodes 195 amino acids. NCBI's taxonomy places the organism in Eukaryota, Metazoa, Arthropoda, Malacostraca, Amphipoda, Hyalellidae. Gene Ontology annotation, molecular function: oxidoreductase activity. The transcript is spliced from 6 exons. The record is from RefSeq and is a predicted model, not a curated record.
UGAACUUGCUAACUUAUUUCCCUGAUAUUUUGUCUUCUUUCAGGUUGUGAUUCUGGCUUCGGCAUCUUGUUUGCACGGCGGCUCGCUGACCUAGGAUUGUACGUGUAUGCAACUGUGUUGUUUCCUGAGAAGGAAAACGCCCUGAAGUUGGCCCAGCACAAGAACAUCGAAGUCGUGCAUCUUGACGUGACGAAACAGGACAACAUCGACGAGCUCGUCCGGUUUAUCUCCGAAGACCUUAAGAAAAAUGGCCGCCAGUUCUGGUGUCUGGUGAACAACGCAGCAAUAGGUUUCCACUCUGACGUCGAGGUGGCGAGCGUGAAACAUUUCACGGAUAUCCUGGACGUGAACACCGUGGGGCCGCUGAGGAUGUGCAAGAGCUUCCUACCCCUCCUCAGGGCCGCCGGCCAGGGCAGAAUUGUCAACAUUGCGUCACAGGCCGGCAGGUUCCCAAUACCGUUCUCAACUGCGUACAGCAUGAGCAAGGCUGCGCUCAUCGCGUUCAGCAAUGGUCUUAGAAGAGAACUUACGCCCUGGAACAUCAGCGUCAUGACCAUAGAGCCAGUGUUCUACCAGGUAGCGAUUUCAUUACAAGACUCAAUAAAUCUUCUUAAGAGUUACUACAUGCGAAUGUGGGAUUCAGCCGCCGUGGAGGUGAAGGAUGCGCUGGGCGAGCGUUUCAGAGACGCUCGCAUCCAAGGUCUUAUGGAUUUUGCCCUGAAAAGCCAGAGGCCAGCGGAUAAGGUUUACGAAGUUAUUGAUGAUUUGGAACACGCCGUGGCGAGUGUUCGUCCUCAGCUCUGCUACAACCCGAGCACGCACGCUAAGGUCGUCAUGGCAAUCCUGGCUUGCUUGCCGCUGGAAGUGCAAGACUUCCUCCUGACGCCGGUCAUCCAAGAAAAGCCUCAGAAUGUCGUCACUUCGAUUAUAAAAUCUCGUCGGCGCUCGCAAAAAUAAAUGAGCAUCGUGUUCAUCACAUAUUUUUUUGUCUGUCUAUUAAAAGUAAUCAUUGUAUAACGGAAAUAUUGAUAACUAUUUAAAACUUUUGGAGAAAUUCAUACUUCAUAGCAAACUGCGCAAUGUUUCUGUGUUUCUGUGUUGAAUCAUUGCGUUUCGCAAUGAUUCAAAAAGCACGCAAGCGAAUUAGAAUCAUAAACUUGAGACCUCAUUCCAAAAUUUAAAAUCUAUAUUAGAAUUAUAAGUUGAACUUAGUGUAGUAAAUUAAACAAAUUUUUUACCAACUCACUUUUGAACUACAACGGAAUCAGGCUCUAAAGUACAUAUAUAUUACUCCUGUGUAAAAUACAGCUAUUGCAAAAAGAUAAUAUAUGAAGAAAAUGAAAUCGAAUUUGUAAAAUAAUUAGUACAUAAUACGCAGUUUUCGAUGACAUAGAAGAAUUUUAUUCAUUUUUUACAACACUUCUAUUUAACUUCAAUUCUUGUUU